UCACUUCUUUUAUUCUCCGCCCCCACCAUACUCUCUCACAUCACAUUCAGUCCCGAGGCAAACCGAGUUGAAUCAGUGAGUCGAGUUGAGUUGAAUCAGUGAGUCAUCAUCAUGUCUGACGAGGAACACCACUUCGAGUCAAAGGCCGAUGCCGGAGCUUCCAAGACUUAUCCUCAGCAAGCCGGCACUAUCCGCAAAAACGGAUACAUCGUUAUCAAGAAUCGUCCAUGCAAGGUUGUUGAGGUUUCAACCUCAAAGACUGGUAAGCAUGGUCAUGCUAAGUGUCAUUUUGUUGCAAUUGAUAUUUUCACGUCCAAAAAGCUUGAAGAUAUUGUGCCCUCUUCCCACAAUUGUGAUGUUCCCCAUGUGAAUCGUACCGACUACCAGCUGAUUGAUAUCUCUGAGGAUGGAUUUGUGAGUCUCCUCACUGAAAACGGUAACACCAAGGAUGACCUGAAGCUUCCUACCGAUGACAGUCUGCUUACUCAGAUAAAGGAUGGUUUUGCUGAGGGUAAAGACCUUGUUGUGUCUGUGAUGUCCGCAAUGGGCGAGGAGCAGAUUAAUGCCCUGAAAGAUAUUGGUCCAAAGAACUAGCUUCAUGUCCUGCUCUUAAUUUGUUGUUUCUAUUUAAGUAAAAGAUAUUAUUGUGUCCUGUUGUUCAACCCUUUGGUUAUCGACACUGGUCAAACUAGUUUUAUCAAAUGUGUUAAUGGAUGUGAUACAAACUUAGCAUUUUUCGGUUUC
This is a messenger RNA of Vicia villosa (hairy vetch), 744 nucleotides long. Its product is annotated as eukaryotic translation initiation factor 5A-4. The record is from RefSeq and is a predicted model, not a curated record. The coding region runs from base 112 to 594 and encodes 160 amino acids. The transcript has 5 exons. Lineage: Eukaryota; Viridiplantae; Streptophyta; Magnoliopsida; Fabales; Fabaceae. Gene Ontology annotation, biological process: positive regulation of translational termination; positive regulation of translational elongation. Gene Ontology annotation, molecular function: RNA binding; translation elongation factor activity; ribosome binding.